AAGACAAGCGUUGAUUCACUGGUGAAAAGGUCUUGAAGUAAAGUGACAAAGUAGAAAAAAAGAGAAUAUUUCAAUUGAAAUUGAACCAGGCAAAGUAAAAAAUCGGUAGCCAUGAACGGAUACGAGGAUUUGCAGCGCAUGAGAAACGAGUUGGAAAAUUUGCAUGAGCAAGUCUUGUGUUCCAAAUUUGAUCUCAAGAUUGAAGAACAAAAGACACCCUUCAUCCGAGAUAUGCUCAAAGCGGAAGAGAUCAAACAGCAAAACUUGGCAAAAUCGGAACAAUUCUUCGCUGAAUGUUGGAAAAAGAUGGAGGAAACAGAUGAAAUCAUGCACCAGCUUGACUUGACGCUAGGCGUUUCUGGUUAUCAUCAAGAUAUUUUUUGCGUAGUAGAGGAAAUUCUACGACAUCGGCAAAAGAUUUCGGACGAACGGGAGCAAGGGCAUCGACGGCGUAUGGCCGUGUUGGAAACAGAGCUUAUGCGUAUGCCUCAUGCCAAAGCCAUGAAUGCUCAACGCAAAAAGCUGCAACAACUCGAAAAGGAGCUCGACGAACUUGAUCGUCAAGUGGCUGCCGAGCAAGCCGAAAUUGAUGCAAUCACUGAAGACGAGCAGAAAUGGGCCACAACGUACGAGUCGAGUAUUCGUGAAGUUGAAAUGGAAAUGAUCAAAGACGAAGCUGAAAUAGCACAAAUCACGGUGGAAAUUGGACGGAUCAUUGGGUUAUCAGUUGAAACGAGUGCAGAACAAUCGAUUGCACAGCCAACCUCACAAGCGGUCACAGAACCGUCAACGGUUCCGAAUGAAAUCCCGUUGCAUCUUCAAAAAUUGGAUGUCGUUGAAACAACAAUGAACGAAUUCUCGGACAUGACUUUGAGCUUCACGGAAGUGAGCACACAAGCAGCACAACAUUUUGCACCCGCUGAUCAAAGCGCACACGUGAAUGUACUUAACCAUGGUGAAAGCGGAAGCAGUAGUUUGCCAACAGCAGACAGCAGUCAAAGUGUUUCGAACGCUACACGUCAAUCGGUCAUCACUAUGGUGCGCACAGAUCGUUCGGACGAGUCGAAAUUGGUAAAAACUGGCGAGAACAAUGCACCAUUGUUUCUUGCACCAUUGGCACCUGCUCCACAUAAUCGCAAAGAAAGUCCAUUCGUGCAAGCGUCACCGGCUAAACGUUGCUCGUUUGAGAUUGGUGAAUCAUCACUCGAACCACCGCGCAAAACACCAUGCAAGCCACCACGCCAAUCGCUUCAAACCAAAAUUGGUUCCAUCGAACGCAGUCGCAUUUAUCGCAAUGAACCCGGUUUGAAUUUGGUCAAACGACAAUAUCCAACUGAGCAAAAGUUGAUGAUUAAACCGUCAUCUAUACAGAAGAUUGUGAUUACAAACUCUGCACAAUCACCGAUGGGUGCUACCCCACGCGAAGUUGUAUUGCAGUUACUCGUAGAGCAUCAUGAAAAUGAUGGAUCGGGUCGCUCGGUUCAAUCGUCUCCAUUUCAGCCAAUUAAAAUACCAGAUCGCCGUCCAAUCAUAUUCAACCAAGCUGGCAGUUUUCCUGUCAUAGCCGGUGGUCGAAGUGUGUUCAAAGCGCUAACAAAGUUUUCAAGCGUCAAGGCAACGGCUAAUGGUCUGGCCACAGCUUUUGGUGAAGGUACGUUACAAAUGUGGAAACAUGAUGACAACCAACAAAUGGACAAGCCGAAUGAACGACCAGGAACUUCUUGCUCAGCAGAACGGGCAAAACGUAAACAUGGCGUUAAGGAAUCAAACCAUUCUGGUGGCAAAAUAUGCAUUGAAGAAUUUGAUAUGAACAUCGACGCUUGGAAACAUUACAAAUUGAAAUCAACGGACAAGCCGAGUGAAGAACCAGGUACUUCUGGCUCAGCGAAAUCGCCAAAACGUCAACAUGACGACGAGGAAUCGAAUCAGUCUAAUGGCGAGGGAUCAUUUGAUGGUGAUUUGACACGGGAUACGAACGAAUGCAGUUGGGACAUGGAUUUGGAGCAGUCUGAUAAAGUGAGAUGCGAUCAUUGGGGUUUGGAAUGAACAGACGUUCAAAAAAUCAUAACCAACGCGCCAUGAACGUUUUAUCUUAUCAAAGAUGACAACAUUUUUCUUAUUUAGGUCUUUCGAUAGACUUGAUUCAAGAUUCAAUACGGAUAACAAUUGAUCAUUUUCAUUUUUUUCUUUACAUUUAUUCAUUGAUUCUUUUUGUUACUUACAUUCUUAUUCGAAUAAGCUCAUUUUACCAACAUUCGAUCGAAUUUUUUCCAAAUAGAAGUUCGUCUCAUUUGUACAUCUUAUUUAAUCAACAACAACGAAUUGUUUUUUUUUUACCAAAAAGGAAAUCGAAAUGUGACACAGAUUUCGUUACAGCUCUAGCUGAAUGCGAAGAAUUAUAUGAAAGCAUGAAAUAAGAAGAAGAUUUUUAGUUUUUUUUUCUCUCGAGAAACCGUUAUUUUAACAUUUAAGAAGAAAGAUAUAGUCACGCAUUUGUGUGAAGUGUUUAUGAAUUUGAAUGAUCCAUCCCGGGUGAAACAAAAUCUCAUGAAAAAAAUUCAGAGCACAGAACUACAGAAAUAAUUUUUAAUAAUGAUGAGUUUUGAUUGAAAUAACAAAGCUGAAUUUGAAUUAAUUCAAAUAAUAUUUAAU
This is a messenger RNA of Sitodiplosis mosellana (orange wheat blossom midge), 2652 nucleotides long. RefSeq lists its product as uncharacterized. The record is from RefSeq and is a predicted model, not a curated record. Lineage: Eukaryota; Metazoa; Arthropoda; Insecta; Diptera; Cecidomyiidae. The transcript is spliced from 14 exons. The coding region runs from base 112 to 2046 and encodes 644 amino acids.